CGCCAUCCAGUGGUCCCCGUCGUUUUGUUCUUGUACGUGAAGAGAUUUUGAAAAAUGUCAAGUUCAGACUCUGGUGUACUUGGUGUCGUUGUCCUCGCGCGUCAUGGGGACCGUCAAGGGUUCUAUCAAGACCCGCUCACAUAUACGGCGUCGCAGACGACUAUCACGCCGCUCGGAAAUGUCCAAGAAUUCUUGCUCGGCGAGACACUGCGGACGAUGUACAUGGAGAACAACUCCUCUCUCCUCAUUCAAGGCAUAAACACGGCAUUAUUCGACCAAGAGCAGGUCAAAGUUCGUGCAGAUGCAAGUGACGAAGGCGGAGUCAUUUUCGAUUCUGCGGUGUCUGUCGUCCAAGGUCUCUGGCCUCCGACGAACCUGUCGAGUACAACGUUGGCGAACGGGACCGUCGUUACUGCACCACUCAAUGGGUAUCAAUACGUUCCAAUUGAGAGCGUGGAAGCUGAUGAGGAUGUUUCGCUGGAGGGCUGGGUUUCAUGUGACCCGUUCAACGAUGCGACAGCGGCAUUUUACAAUUCGUCGCUCUUCAAGCAAGUUGCGAGUGAUAAUGCGGCAUUCCUUCAAUCAUUGCCUCCGUUCCUCGAUGGACGAAGUGUCUCGCUUGUCAACAUGUGGAAUAUAUUUGACUACAUGACUGUUCAAUCUGUCCACAACGCGACAUUCGCAAACAACUUGCCUGACGGAUUCCUAGAGCGUGCGCGUGCCCUUGCGAACUUCCACGAAUAUGGCGUGUUCAGCUCCCUGCAGAUCGAUGGAAUAGGAAACAUUGCUGGACGAGCAAUCUUACCAUCCAUCAUUGAGGGCAUGGAAAACGUUGCAAACUCAUCAGUCCCACUCAAACUUUAUUACGAGGCAAUCAGCUACAAACCUUUCUUGUCCCUGUUCAAUAUGACCGGUCUUGCGGAGACUUAUCCUCAGCUUGCAGGUGUCGUCAACUACGCUGCAUCAACCGUCUUCGAACUACGCGCAGGCAACACACCAAACGACCCAAUGAUCCGGUUCAAGUUCAAGAACGGCACAGACGACACCUUCAACACCUUCAACCUCUUCGGCCAAUCAGGCGACGUUCCACUCUCGCUCUUCAAAUCUAAACUCCAAUUUGCCGCGAUCAAUAGCACAGUGGAUUGGUGUACCGUAUGUAACAACAACGAGGAUCGUGGAUGCGUGGCACUUGCGACUGCUAGAGCAACGGGUGCAGCGAGUGAGCAUCAUAGGCUGACUCCUGCUGCAGCUGGUGCGGUGGGCGCCGCUGUGACCAUUGGAGCAUUUGUCGCUGCGCUUGGUAUUCUGGCGUUCCUUGGAUUGAUUUCGUUUGGAAGGAGGCCUAAGAGUGGGCACGGAACAAAUGGCUCGCAUUCAUCUACCGAGAAACUUGACUAUGAAAGGGAUCGACACUCCGCAUGAUUUUUUAAUAUUGGUGAUUUGUAAGGGUACUGAUGAUCUGUCUUUUUAUUUGUACGAUGUAUGCGUUAACGUUUGUAACGGCGAUGAGAUCUGCAAAUUUUUCGUUUUACUCAGGCCUACUCGUCUCGACUUUUCCGACUUCUCGCAUGCCCUUGGGAAUGCCAUACGCUAUUUCAGGUGCUUCUUACGUCACUUCGGUGCUUUUGAUAACUCUCUGUGCCUGCAGUUUUAUUGUUCAAGUAAUCUCAU
This is a messenger RNA of Fomitiporia mediterranea MF3/22, 1671 nucleotides long. RefSeq names its product phosphoglycerate mutase-like protein. The transcript is spliced from 9 exons. Gene Ontology annotation, biological process: dephosphorylation. The record is from RefSeq and is a predicted model, not a curated record. Lineage: Eukaryota; Fungi; Basidiomycota; Agaricomycetes; Hymenochaetales; Hymenochaetaceae. Gene Ontology annotation, molecular function: phosphatase activity. Bases 55 to 1422 code for a protein of 455 amino acids.